Molecule: messenger RNA, 582 nt
Organism: Microthlaspi erraticum
Lineage: Eukaryota; Viridiplantae; Streptophyta; Magnoliopsida; Brassicales; Brassicaceae
Source: the annotation of a GenBank genome assembly
AUGACAUCAUUAAGCAUCGACUGUAUAUCUCACACAGCGCAACCCCUCCCGAGCAUGCCUGUGCUCAUGGAUGUUACGAACGCUGACAUGAUCGACGGGAGAAUCUACGUGAUUGGGUUUGCGUAUAUUAGGGAUUUGCAGUCGUACAAGGAGAUGUACUUUAGGGAUCGUAAGAAGAGCUUUUUUUACGAGCCAAAGGGAAGUAAAUGGGAAAAGGAAGAGAUGGUGAAUGCUAAAAAGUGGGAGAAUGCUUGUGUGGUUGAUGAUGUUUUGUACUAUUACGAUAACGUGAAGAACAAGUUAAGAGCGUAUGACUCAGAGAAGAAGUGUUGGGGAGUGGUGCAUGGUGUGGAAGAAUUUUUGGCUAAGAAGAGAGUUGAUGGGUGGUGGGAGACUGUGAGUUACGGUGGGAAACUUGUUUUGUUCCAUUCUGAAGUAAAACACGUUGGAGUGACUUAUUUUGCGGAGAUUUCCUUGGAAAGAAAUCAACAAAGGGAGAUUUGGGGUAAAGUUGAGUGGUGUGAUAAGGUUGUGAUUGCUGAGAGUGUUCAUAUUUUGAAAUUUCUAGCUGUUAUAUUGUGA